Cooperia oncophora is the source of this 303-nucleotide messenger RNA. The record is from the annotation of a GenBank genome assembly. NCBI's taxonomy places the organism in Eukaryota, Metazoa, Nematoda, Chromadorea, Rhabditida, Trichostrongylidae.
AUGGCUGGCUCCUAUUUAGCUAAGAACACAAACUGGACACGGAAUUUUCUUAGAGGUCUCGCCAACUAUGAGUUCCGAUUACCGAACAGUUUUCAUGGAACCGACAAUGGAGCGAUUCAUGUUGGUAGGCUUCUUUCCAAGAAAAGAUUAGGUUGUUGCAAUAAAAAUUUUCUUUGGAUAAUGAUAAAAUGCAUCACAAGGCUAACAAGCAGCUCUGGCUCGGACAUAUUGUUUUUUGCAUUUAUCACCCAUGGUCAUAUUCUGGACAAGCAGCGCAGGCUUUCCUCAGAACUAGAGGAAUGA